This is a messenger RNA of Brassica rapa (field mustard), 1735 nucleotides long. RefSeq lists its product as uncharacterized. Lineage: Eukaryota; Viridiplantae; Streptophyta; Magnoliopsida; Brassicales; Brassicaceae. The record is from RefSeq and is a predicted model, not a curated record.
UUACACUUCAUUUGAUUAACAACGAAAGUUCCAUUUUACGUAUUUAUUAUUUCUUCUAGUAAAACAUUCACAAGUUUCAGAGAAAUUUUCAUUAGUAACACUAUCAAAGCAUUGUCCAACUUAGUCGCUACGCAUAGACUUGGAAUUACUCGGUGAUUAGUUUAUUCAAAACAGAAUUGCAGUUCAUUCCUUAAAAAAUGGUUAGUCAAUCAUAGUUUGUCUAAACUCUUUAUUUUGCAGCAUCAAGAAGUUUUAGAAGUUAUCAAACGAUCGAUUAUUUAAUACAAAUGGCACACCAUUAUCGUAUAAUAUAAACAUCUACAUUUUAAAAGCAAUAUCUAAAUGUACACAUUUCAAGACUGGAAACAAAAUAAUUAGGUUGUAAGCAACAAAAAUACUAAAGAGGAUGGAAGUAAAUAAAAAAGCAUAACAGACAAGAAAUAAAAACAAACAAAAAGCGUAAAUUAUGAAACAAAACGGCUAACACAGCUAAGAUAUGGUCCGCGUACAGCGGUGACCCACUUGAACUUAUUUGUAAGGUUUUCCUUGUUUAAAAGUCUACAGAAAACACUAAAUUUUCAGAUAUAAUAAAUAUUUUUUUUACACUUUUAAAGUUGUAAUGGACGAUUUAGGAGCAUGAAAUUUAAGAAACUUUAGUACUAUUGAGUAAAAACUUAAUUUUCUUAAAUUAAUUACAAUAACUAACUUUAAUAAUAUAUAAAUUAGACAAAAAUAGCUUCGUCUUUUCGCACUAAAUGGCAAAUGCCAAUCACGUAGGAUUAAUAUAUUUCUUCUUUUGGGGAAAGGGCAAAUUGCAAACAGCAAGCAAACGAUGCACACUUUUGUGUGUAUAUAUACCACACAAUCAUUUCAAGAACCAGCACCAACCAACACUACAGAAAAAAAAACGCAUCAAACAAAAAAAAAACCAUCUCAAAUCUCAGAUCAAACCACCACUAAGGCACUAAGAAUCAAUAUUUUGCAGAGUAUCUAUCAACCAUCAAUGGCGGAUUCAUGGAAGAAGAAAACCAGCAGAGCCGCAAUAAAGCAUAAAGCAUGGAGUCUUGUGAGGAUGGCUCUUCUAUGGGCAAGAAAAGGUGGAGUUUUCAAAAGAUGGCCAUUGCUCGAGCUACGUAACUUGUUCUCCAAGCAUCUCAAAGCCCUAGCUCAUCAUAACAACAGUGGCCGUUAUCUUUCCCGUUACGGAGAACGUGAGCUGUCCUUUGAUGAAACGCCGUUGUUUAACGCCAAGAAAAAGAAGAUACAUCGUCCUACGUCUAUGAGGUUCCUCCUUCCCUGCAUUGCCUCUCCUAUAGAAUUUGAUUAUGAGUUUGGUAUUGACGGUCAAGAUUACUCCGAUGAGGUGAUAUCGUACGGUUACGAUGAGCCUAGUGUGGAAGAGUGUAAUCGUACGGAUAAGGAUGAUGAGGAAGAAGAAGAAGAAGAGAAAGGGGUUGAUGUGAGAGCAGAGGAGUUCAUUGCUAAGUUCUAUGAGCAGAUCAAGUUGCAGAGGCAAAUCUCUUAUAUGAAAUACAGAGAAUAAGCAUAAUUAUUUAUGGAUUUUUUUUUCAAUUUUGAAAGAUAGUGCUUAUUUUUAUUUAUAUGAUUGCAACUUGUUUUUUUUUUUUUGUAGAUAAUUGAAAAUCUGAGAAUUUUCAUAGAUGUUUCACUAUUGAACUUUUUGAUUUGCCUGAAGUUUUCUUCUUUUUUACAUUACCUAAAUUUCAUUUUAGCA